CUUUUGCAGCCGGGCAGCAACAGCGCACAGAGAGAAAGCAAGGCGUCCCUGCCUAUCACGAGCCUUUCCCGCUGCUGGUUGCCGCCUCCGCCGCGGGCGCCUGCCUCACCUCGCUUUCCCUCCCUCCCUGCCUCCCCAGUCGUCAGUACCACAGGACGGAGUGGGGCCGCUCAAAGGACUGGUGGACGGCAGCUGCAGAACCAGCACCGACCUCUUCUUCCUUCUGCCAAGAUCGCGGCCAGAGUCCUGGGCUGGAGAGAGUCAUGACAGCUGAAAAGGCUAUCCCUAUAAUUAACGGCAAACCAGAAGAUGCUCUGGAUCCUGAAGCCUCCAGCACCAAUUUGGUCCACCGCAACGAUAAGAAGGUGCAUGAAAGAGGCCAUUGGAACAAUAAAGUUGAAUUUGUGCUAUCUGUGGCAGGGGAAAUUAUUGGGUUGGGGAACGUGUGGCGAUUCCCAUAUCUCUGCUACAAAAAUGGAGGAGGUGCCUUCCUUAUACCCUAUGUAGUUUUCUUUGUCUGCUGUGGAAUACCUGUGUUUUUCCUGGAAACUGCUUUGGGCCAGUUUACUAGUGAAGGAGGAAUUACGUGCUGGAGAAAAGUUUGCCCAUUGUUUGAAGGGAUUGGAUAUGCCACCCAGGUUAUUGAGGCACAUUUGAAUGUUUACUAUAUCAUCAUUUUGGCAUGGGCUAUCUUUUAUCUAUUUAACUGCUUCACAGUGGAGCUUCCCUGGGCAAGCUGUGGUCAUGAGUGGAACACAGAACAUUGUGUGGAAUUUCAAAAACUUAAUAUGAGCAAUUGCACUCAACAAUAUUUACAGAAUGCUACUUCUCCGGUAAUGGAAUUUUGGGAACGAAGAGUGUUGGCCAUAUCAGAUGGCAUUGAACACAUUGGGAAUCUCCGCUGGGAACUGGCACUAUGCCUUCUGGCUGCCUGGACUAUCUGUUAUUUUUGCAUUUGGAAAGGAACAAAGUCAACUGGCAAGGUCGUGUAUGUAACAGCUACAUUUCCAUACAUCAUGUUGUUGAUUCUACUGAUUCGAGGAGUAACGUUACCUGGGGCCUCUGAAGGAAUAAAAUUCUACUUGUAUCCUGACCUCUCUCGCCUUUCUGACCCACAGGUCUGGGUAGAUGCUGGAACACAGAUAUUUUUCUCCUAUGCCAUCUGCCUGGGAUGCUUGACAGCCUUAGGAAGCUACAAUAACUACAAUAAUAACUGUUAUAGAGACUGCAUUAUGCUCUGUUGCCUGAACAGUGGUACAAGCUUUGUGGCUGGUUUUGCCAUCUUUUCUGUUCUUGGCUUUAUGGCUUAUGAACAGGGCGUUCCCAUAGCAGAAGUUGCAGAAUCAGGACCUGGGCUUGCUUUCAUUGCAUAUCCAAAAGCUGUAACAAUGAUGCCUCUUUCUCCAUUGUGGGCAACUUUAUUCUUCAUGAUGCUCAUAUUCCUUGGAUUAGAUAGUCAGUUUGUGUGUGUUGAGAGUCUUGUGACAGCAGUGGUGGAUAUGUACCCCAAGGUUUUCCGGAGGGGAUACAGGAGAGAAAUGUUGAUUCUAGCUCUUUCAAUUGUGUCUUACUUCCUUGGUUUAAUCAUGUUAACAGAGGGAGGAAUGUAUGUUUUCCAACUAUUUGAUUCUUAUGCUGCUAGUGGAAUGUGCCUUCUUUUUGUUGCUAUAUUUGAGUGUAUCUGCAUUGGCUGGUUUUAUGGAAGCAAUCGGUUUUAUGACAACAUCGAAGAUAUGAUUGGGUACAGACCACUGAUAUUGAUUAAAUGGUGUUGGAUGUUGCUUACUCCUGGCAUUUGUGCAGGUAUCUUCAUCUUUUUCCUGGUGAAAUAUAAACCUUUGAAGUACAACAACGUAUAUAUAUACCCAGACUGGGGCUAUGGUAUUGGGUGGAUGAUGGCUCUCUCCUCCAUGGUCUGCAUUCCUUUGUGGAUCUGUAUAAAACUGUGGAAAUCAGAAGGAACCAUCUUAGAGAGAUUCAGAAAACUGAUUGUAGCUAGCCCAGACCUGAAAAUGAGAGGGAAGCUCAGAGCUGGCUCAUAUGUUGCUACAGUAAAUGACUACGAUGCCAAACUGAAAGGUGAUGGCAACAUUUCAGCCAUUACAGAAAAAGAAACACACUUCUAA
Molecule: messenger RNA, 2126 nt
Organism: Candoia aspera
Lineage: Eukaryota; Metazoa; Chordata; Lepidosauria; Squamata; Candoiidae
Gene: SLC6A11
Product: solute carrier family 6 member 11
Exons: 15
Coding region: 264-2126 (620 amino acids)
Biological process (GO): sodium ion transmembrane transport
Cellular component (GO): plasma membrane
Molecular function (GO): gamma-aminobutyric acid:sodium:chloride symporter activity
Source: RefSeq, a predicted model, not a curated record